AUGAAAAAUUAUAAUGGAGCUACGCCAGUGGUCGUCUCUACCACUGCCCAAGAUUUUAAGGCUAUCUUGAUGUGUCGUGCUCUGGCCGAAAAGCUAAGAAUCUUGGAAGGACAUAACUCAACCCGAUUAAGUGCCUUGGAGAUGUGUAUAGCCCCAGAUGUGGUGAUUCCUCCAAAAUUAAAAGCGCCAAAACUUGAAAAAGACAAAGGCCUCACAUGUCCUAACGUACACUUGAAAACGUAUUGUAGAAAAUUGGCUGCCUAUCCUAGAGAUGAUAAGCUUAUGAUCCAUUGCUUUCAGGAUAGUCUAUCUGGGGCAUCUUUGGAUUGGUACAUGCAGUUACAGUGUAAUAACAUCCACACUUGGGAUGAGUUGGCUGAAGCAUUUGCAAAGAAAUACAAAUAUAAUACUGACAUACCGCCAAACCGUACCCAACUUCAGAGUAUGGACGAGAAAGAUAGUGAAUCUUUUAAAGAAUAUGCACAACACUUGAGAGAAUUGGAUGCAAGGGCGCACCCGCGGCAGGUUGAUCGUGAAUUGAUUGACAUUUUCAUGGGAACCAUGCAGGGCCAACAUUGUGAAAUUUUGAUUAGCAGUGUGUCCACGAGAUUUUUUGACAUGGUUAUCAUGGGUGAAAGAGUAGAAGAAGGAUUGAAAAGUGGUAAAAUUCAGGGAGAUUCCAAUAGUCAACCAAUCUUGAAGAAGCCUUUCAACAGAUUCAAGAGGAAGGAAGGCGAGACCAGUUUCAUUUCUUCUCAGAGGGGGAGGGCGCCACCCAGGGCUCCUGCUCCUAUACUCUAUUAUCAAUACCCUUAUGUAACAGCUGCCCAAUAUCUAAAGAUACCUUAUUGUCCAGUUGCUCAUGUUCCUAUUCCAGCUUCAGUACCUCAGUAUCAAGUUCUAGUUCCUCAAUAUCAAGCUCCUCAAUCUCAGUUUCAGGCUCCUCCACCUUAG
This is a messenger RNA of Lathyrus oleraceus (garden pea), 954 nucleotides long. RefSeq lists its product as uncharacterized. The transcript has a single exon. Lineage: Eukaryota; Viridiplantae; Streptophyta; Magnoliopsida; Fabales; Fabaceae. Bases 1 to 954 code for a protein of 317 amino acids. The record is from RefSeq and is a predicted model, not a curated record.